This is a messenger RNA of Zingiber officinale, 675 nucleotides long. RefSeq names its product protein SPIRAL1-like 3. The record is from RefSeq and is a predicted model, not a curated record. The transcript is spliced from 3 exons. Bases 144 to 494 code for a protein of 116 amino acids. Gene Ontology annotation, biological process: cortical microtubule organization. Lineage: Eukaryota; Viridiplantae; Streptophyta; Magnoliopsida; Zingiberales; Zingiberaceae. Gene Ontology annotation, cellular component: cortical microtubule, transverse to long axis.
AUUGCUUUCCUCUAUAAAUUUUAGAGAAGGUAAAAACUCAUGUCCCUUUUCCGUUUUCAUUUCUCCUCCUCUUUCCACCGUCUGGGGGGAGAUCCCAAGCGCCACGCGGAUCGGAGAAGAAGAGGGGAGAUCGAAAAGUGAAAAUGGGCCGUGGAGUUAGCUGCGGAGGGGGUCAAAGUUCUCUUGGCUACCUAUUUGGUAGUGGUGAGGCUCCUAAAUCUGCUGGAGAGUCUGCUGAACCUGUUCAGAAGCCGGCUUUUAAAUCUACUGCAGAGCCUGCUGCUGAACCUCUUCAGAAACCAACUUCUGCAACACAAGUUGAUAACAAGCAGAUCCCUGCUGGUAUCCAAGGGAGUCUAGCAAACAACUACCAGCGAGCUGAUGGGCAGAACUGUGGAAACUUUAUCACGGAACGCCCUUCAACGAAGGUGCAAGCUGCUCCGGGCGGAGGCUCUUCCCUUGGUUUCCUGUUUGGCGAUGGCGGCAGCAAGUGAGGAAAGCAAUUUGUUGCUUCUGCUUAAACUCUUAAACUCUGCAGCUAUUGGUAAAGACUUGAUCAUGAAUUAUUAUUAUUAUUAUUUGGCUUCAUGUGGACAAUGUCUCAGUUGAAGUUUCAUGGUUCACUGCUAUUUUCUACCCUUUGCCUAAUGAGUAAUGACUCAUCUUUUUACCGUA